UCAACUAUGGCGAGUGCAAGCAGUGAAUCGAACACUAUCCCGGGACAAGAAGCGGACACGCCCCUCCAGUGGAAAGCGAUCAGUUUGACUCACGUGGAAUUUGUCAAGGGUGACAUUAUUGGAUAUGGCUUGGCCUGGCUGAGUCUUCUGCCCAUAUUCAUUCUCGUAGCGUUUGUCACACUAAUCAUCUUCAGAAGAGAUUUGCACACAAUUUCCUUCUUCUUGGGUAUGCUGGUGAAUGAGGCAAUCAACUUGGUACUUAAACACAUCAUAAGAGAAUACAGACCAAUGAGAGAUAGAAAAAAUGUGUUCAAUGAGUAUGGAAUGCCAUCAAGCCAUUCACAAUUCAUGUGGUUCUUUUCUAUGUAUCUUACAUUUUUCCUAUUUAUCAGAGUGUAUAAAAAUUAUACCUGGUUAGAUGAUCUAUGGAAAUAUGCAACCAGUUUUGGUGGAUUUGUCGUAGCAGCUUUAGUAUCGUACAGCAGAGUUUACCUGGUGUAUCAUUCACUGGGUCAAGUGUUUUGGGGAGCUGUGGCAGGGAUCAUUCUAGGAACACUAUAUUUCGGUGUGGUGCAGUUUGUGAUGACUCCACUGUUUCCCCUUAUAGCAGCUUGCCCUUUAGGCGAGCUGUUAAUGUUAAGAGAUUCUACACUUAUUCCCCAUGUGAUGUGGUUCGAAUACACCUCGUCAAGGACAGAAGCGAGGAGUCGACAGAGGAAGAUGACCGCCAGGAAGUCCCAAUGACGCUGAGUGUCCACCGUGUUUUUAUUUAGGGUUUGGUAAUACUUACAAUUUUAUUGUCCAUUUCUAAGGGUCAUCAUUUUGAUGAUACAUCUUUUAUGUACAAAAUGAUAUUUUCUAUCUGCAAUUUGUCCUAUCUCAGAGCUUCCUUGUCAUCGAUGGGUUUUAACUUACAUGAUAUAUAAAUAUAUUCGCUAUCUGACUAUUUUGAAUAUGAGAGAGCAAGUGGAUGAAUGUCAUCACUGGUCCGACUGUGGUCAUAGUAAAUCUGCUUUUUGUGUAAAUAUACGUCUCCACGUGAUUGUUAGCUUGAGGUUAUUUAUUAUUAUAAAGCUGUGAAUGAUUAUUAAUUAUGCAUAUGAAUGGUAACAACAUAGUUGGUUCAUGCUUGUGAUAUCAUUAUUACCUUUGAAUGUAUUUAGUAUCGUUUAUUAUAAUUACAAGCACAACACAGUAUUUUCAUAUAUAUAGCAAUAUUUUCAUGUUUUUUUUCAAAAACAUAAAUCUGUGUAUAUGUAUUUUUAUUGCGACUUCAUGCAAGCUCAAUCAUAGCUUCUUACUAAAAAAUAUUCUUUAUCCCAUUUGUUUGAUCAGAAUAUGUAUAUUAAGUUAUAUUAUGAAACACAGCACAUUGAGAACACUUGUUACAUUCAGUGAAGAUAUUUUCAAUUUGUUAUUAUCCGAGACAAAAUAGUCUUUAGAUUUUAUAUUAAGAUGUUUUUAUUCACAUAGAUCUCAGGCCGUGUUUAUCAAUAAACAAGUGUAAACUUAAUCUGGGAUAGUGUUAUUGUGAAAGUGAAAUAUGUUUCUGAAAUAUUAGCAGGAUGUAAAUAAAUAUACUGAACAACAUUAGAAACGCACCACACUAAAAUGCACCGACGAUGCUCAGAUAUCAUGGGUACAUUUCUGUCUGACAGGGAUAUUUCGUAUUAUAUGGGUGGUGCGUUUCUAAUGUUGUUCAGUAUAUGUUGUUCUCAAGGUCCCUUGCGUCUCAAUUACUGAAUAAAGUGCAUGUUUGAUGCAGAAACAAAUAUGUAACUCCAAUUUUUACUUCUUUCUCUCUCCGUGUUCCAUAUCUAAUUGAUUUAAACAUAUUUUAUUCACAAAUGUGAAAGGGAUUGGGGACAUAUCUAAACUGAAAGAUGCAGUGUUUUACCUGGACUUGACAAAAGUGUGGGUCUAAGGGACUUGCAUCAGUAAAGUUUUCGGGUCCUUGCAGGUAAUAUGAGGGUGUUAUAACGUAUACAGAUGAUGUAGUGUACGUUCAGUUAAUGACUUCAGAGCCUGGAAUGAAUCCGGUCAUGUGGACAGUGGUCAUGACAGAUGGGUCAAAUAACAGUCACAGAUUACUUCUCUUGAAUGCUGUAGGUAUACUCUUGGUAUUUCUCUGCUUCUCUCCGGAUGCAGUAGUUGUGGUUUUCUGCACCCAUUCUCUACACUUGUGCUUACUGGAAAACCUAGAGAAGUAUUUCUUCCUGGCACAAUGUCCCAUAUCCAGGCACUGAUACAUGUAACUUGACUGUGUUGUGUCAGUACUUUGAAUGUUUAUAGAUAAUAUUAAUGCAAUUUCUUUCUUUUGCAAAAUCUCACUAUAUGGAAUCAAUAUUAUUUAUUGAUUUUAUAAACAUAUUCCAUAUUCUGUAUGUUAGAUGUUGUGUUGGACACUCUGGACCAAAAAUAUCCAUGUCAUCUUCAUGAAAUGUUGCUUGUAGUCUAACAUUGGUUAUCUUGUCUACACAUAGAUGUCAGUCUUCACAUCUGAACAGUUUUAAACAUAUUCCUAUUUCACUCACACCUUGUUACUCUUUAAAUAUUUUUCUCAAUUUAAGACAUUUUAUUGAAAAAGGCAUGUCAAAAUUUGGCCAAAAUACCAGUUAGGUACAUAGUCGGCUUUCAAAUAAUUAUUUUCUUUAGAAAACAAAUUGUCUUGAACGUGGAUUUGUUAAUUUUACUUGUACAUGUCAGUAGGGGCAGCUGUCAAUCACCUGUCAGCUAGGUAAACACAGGUUGAUUGAUGUGGUCUAUGUCAUUAGCAGGGAGACAAUGUAUGUUGUAAUGUAAUGCUUAAGUAACAUGCAUUGCAUUUACUGAUUGUAAUGUUAUAGUGUAGCUCGUUACAUUUAAUACUUGGAAUUUUUACAUUACUUGAGAUAUUUAUAUCCCCCUUUAUAUAAAGGGACUUUGUUCAAAUGGUAGCACAUGGAGAUGAAAUAUACAGUUCACCUGAAAUGUUACUUCCAUACUUGUCAAAAUCGACAUUUUUAUUGCAGAUAUUUUCACUGAUUAAAUAUAUUAAUAUCUUAACAAUUCAUGUAUAAGUCUUGGUAAGAUGUGUUUUACAUGAACAUACUAGAUACAUGAUGUAUACAUGUAGUAUCUCAAUUUUUGCAUGCAUUUAAAUUACAAAGAUAUUGAUAACUGUUGUUUAAAGUGAUGUUAUUUUGUAUACCAUGAUAUAAAUGCUGAAUAUUCAGUAAGAAUAUCUUAUAGACGUUUUAAUGAUUAUUUCCAAUAUUCAGUUGCAAUUUAAUACCGGCAUCAGAUGUAGAUACAUCAUGUUGUACUGGGUCUGAUAUUACAGCAAGUGUGGCUCCUAGGCUCUGAGGUGCGGUGGGGUAGCCUAGUGGUUAAAGCGUUCGCUCAUCACGUCAAGACCCGGGUUCGAUUCCCCACAUGGGUACAAUGUGUGAAGCCCAUUUCUGGUGUCCCCCGCCGUGAUAUUGCUGGACUAUUGCUAAAAGCGGCGUAAAACUAAACUCACUCACACUAGACUCUGAACCAGGUGAAUCUAUCAAAUUUCCUCAGGAGGUAGAUCUAGCUCUGAUCUCUGAUUACCAUCAUCCUGCCUCAUCAACCCUUUCUACACAAAACAACUUCCUAAACAUCAGAACAAACAGUCAUUAUGGUUUUCCUACAAUCGCUUGUUCACUUGUUGGAAUGUCUCAAUGGCAUAAUUCUAACUGGGUUUUUCUUUCACACAAAGUUUCAGGCCGCCAGCACUGGUCAUGUAGAAAACGGUGUUAGCUUUGAAACCAAUUCUACUAUAAACUUCAGUGAGGUUGCUAUAAUAGCUUCUCUCCUAUAAUUCUGAAGACUGUUUGUGUCUUCUGUUUCUGGCACAAUGCAUAAAAAAGUUUCUUUCUUUGAUUCAAACUAAUUACACAGAAUGGUUACAUGAAAAGAUUCUAAUUGAGCUGAGCACUCUAAAGCUACCAUAGAGAGGUUGACAGAUAGAGUUGAGCAUCUUUCGUGCAAGCUAAAUAGAAAGGUUGUCAGAUGGAGAUUACGGGAAGGGGAGAUAUUGACCAAAGACUUACUAUGCCGACACAUACAGAACAUUAGCAAGCUAUUUCUUCUAGACUAUCUGUGUUGAGGUAAUCACAUAUUGGACCAUACAAUUUAUAUAUUCAAAAUAUUGUUUCUCCUGUAUUUAUCAGCUAUGACAUUGUAUUUCAAAUUAUUUAUUUUUUGUGUCCGAUAUGACACAACAUGAAAAGGUUCAUGACCAUCACACUUACUGCCAUGAAGAUCCAGGUUAGAACUGGUUUUCAGCAAAGCUUGUUUGUCGCAAAAGGUCAGGGAUAAGGCUCUCUGACUUGGUUGAUCCAUUUCAUCAUAUCCCUAUUCCGUAGAUCAGUGUAGAUUCCUUAGAUGAUAUCAGUGACUGGAUUGUAUAGUCCAGACUCGAUUACUUACAAACAAUCUGUAAACUUGUAGAGUGCAGUGUUUAGCAACAAACAAAUAAAUACAUACAGCCGUC
Haliotis rubra (blacklip abalone) is the source of this 4501-nucleotide messenger RNA. RefSeq names its product dolichyldiphosphatase 1-like. Bases 7 to 744 code for a protein of 245 amino acids. Gene Ontology annotation, biological process: lipid biosynthetic process; protein N-linked glycosylation. Gene Ontology annotation, molecular function: dolichyldiphosphatase activity. Gene Ontology annotation, cellular component: intracellular membrane-bounded organelle; endoplasmic reticulum membrane. The record is from RefSeq and is a predicted model, not a curated record. The transcript is spliced from 9 exons. NCBI's taxonomy places the organism in Eukaryota, Metazoa, Mollusca, Gastropoda, Lepetellida, Haliotidae.